AUGCAAGCAGCUGAUUAUCGUCUUGUUCGUUCUUAUAUAACUGCUGGUAUUAUGAUGGGAAUUAAACAAUCUGUAGUUCCAAAAACAAUUAAUAAUUAUUUUUCAUAUUGGUUAUAUGGUCAAAGAAAAUCAACUAAACAAAUUCUUGUUAAUCUAUCUCGUUCAUUACCUUGUCUUGUUUGUUCACAAGAAAAUCAUCAACAUGAUUAUAUUUCUUUACUUUCAGUAGAUCUAAAUGCAUUUAUUCAACGUUUAUCAUUAUUUGAUAAUGAACAAUUAGCAAUACUUUAUUCAUUACUUGAUGAUGAUCGACAAGUUUAUGAAUAUGCUAUUCGACAACAAUAUGAAGAUUAUAAACGAAUAUUAAUUAAACAAUUAAAAGAAAAGCUUGCCGGACAAUAUUAUCUUAUAUAA
Rotaria sordida is the source of this 414-nucleotide messenger RNA. The record is from the annotation of a GenBank genome assembly. NCBI's taxonomy places the organism in Eukaryota, Metazoa, Rotifera, Eurotatoria, Philodinida, Philodinidae.